Molecule: messenger RNA, 3042 nt
Organism: Drosophila ficusphila
Lineage: Eukaryota; Metazoa; Arthropoda; Insecta; Diptera; Drosophilidae
Product: SRSF protein kinase 3-like
Exons: 5
Coding region: 641-2923 (760 amino acids)
Biological process (GO): spliceosomal complex assembly; regulation of mRNA processing; protein phosphorylation
Molecular function (GO): ATP binding; protein kinase activity
Source: RefSeq, a predicted model, not a curated record
GUUAUAAAAGUGUUUUGGCAAUACUGUUUUUCGUAGUUAAAUUUUUCUCAGAAAAUAUUUACGGCAACAUUCGAACGCACUGAAUGUUCUCAAAACGGAAAAUAUUUAUUCAACCAAUUUAUAUAUUUUGUUGAACCAAAAGACAAAAGACAAGUUGGAAAACACGGAUUCAAUAGGAUUUCCCAAGGAAUCAUCGAAGCAACAAGAACUUAAUGCAGACUUUUAUUUUUUGUUGGAAAAGAGUUUAAAAACUGACAAAUGAGCACCAAACUUCUAAAACACUAAAACCAAACUUUAAAAUAGCUUGUGAUGUUGGUGAGAAAUUAUCUAUUGCGAGCAGCACAAACGCCUGCUGUUCGGCCAUAUUUGACGCAAAUAUCGUGCAAGUACUGCCUUAAAAAAUUAAACACACGAGCUUAUUGUUAAUCGGAAUCAAUCAAUCCGACAUUCUUUUACAAAACGGAGCUUGCCACAAGAAGUUGGUUGGGAUUGGUGUUCUUCGAAAACGCUUUGUCUCCGCCACGUGGACUACUUGAGUUUUAAGUCAGGGAUUCUAUUUGGAACUUCCUCGGUAAACAACAAAAAACUUUUGAUAAAUUAAGAAUUUUUAUUGUCGCGCCAUAUUGUGAAAACCUACAAAAUGUCGGACGACUUUGAACUUGAUUUGGGUACAAGCGAUUUGGACGAGCAUGAGAGGGCCAACCGAACUCCGGUGCCAAUGGAGCCGAAUGAUCGCUACAGCCUGGUGACCAACUAUCUGGGGCAGCUGCAGCCCAACUGGCAGACCGCUGACCACGAGGAGAAUCGGUACGGCAGCUCCGAGGAUGGGGAUGCCACACCGCGAGUGCACACAAGUCCAACGGUCAUACUGCGUAGGGCACCGUUUCCCGUUUCGGAGGGCUCGGAAAUGACCUCCCAGGCGUACUCCUCGCCGAUCGAAGAUGGCGGCUCCGAGGGGGAGGGACGCGACCAGGACUCCAGCCAGAUCAACGGAACGGAGGAGAGCUCCGCUGACUAUCGCAUUGGUGGCUACCAUCCGGUUGCCGUGGGCGACAUCUUCAAGGAUCGCUAUCAUGCCAUCUACAAGCUCGGCUGGGGGCACUUCUCGAUCGUUUGGCUGUGCUACGAUGCGCGAAUGGAGCGCUAUUGUGCCAUCAAGGUGGUCAAGUCAGGUCAGCACUACAUGGAAACGGCCCGGGAUGAGGUUCGCCUGCUGCAGGCCAUCGCCGAGUCCGCCUGGCAUCCCUUGCGCCAUCGCAUUGUCGAGUUCCUCGAUCACUUCUAUAUUAGCAAACAGAACGGAACGCAUCAUUGCCUCGUCUUCGAGGUGCUGGGCGACAAUCUGCUGACCCUCAUCCAGAUGUCCAACUACCAGGGCCUGCCCAUCGGGAACGUCAAGCAGAUCGCCCUGCAGGUCCUCGAGGGCCUCAACUUCCUGCACUCCCAGUGCCGCAUUAUACACACCGAUCUGAAGCCGGAGAACGUGCUCCUCGUGGCCGACGACUCCACCGUCCGCUGCCAGGUCAACCAGGCAGUCACGAAUUUCCUGAAAGGCCAUGGCCAACUCCACAAACAAGGGCAUGGAGAUGGCACUGCCAAGCUGACCAAGACGGCCAAGCGCAGGAGGCGUGCCCAGGCCAAGCGGAGUGUCGCCUUCUUCCAGGAGCACCGCCGGUGGCUCCGCCAGCGUGCCAUCGAGGAUUUGCUGAGCUUGGCCGAGCGCGGACAACUUUCGCCAGUGGCCGCCGCCUUGGGCGUCACUGGGAAGCUGCGCUUCAUGCCCUUCUUGUUCGACGAUCUGGUGAUCCUCACCGACAACGAUAUGGCCGAGCUUCAGCGUUACUUUAUGACCGAGAGGGUGGGCGAUAUGCCAACCGCUCUGCUCAACAACCGUCCGCCACCACAAACGGGUGCGAAUCAAACUGGAAGUGUCAACGCAUCCAAUGCCAAUCCCGGCCAGAAGUCGGAUGGGAGCUUCUCCGCCUUGAGGCUUCUGCUCAAGAGCCCGGAGCAAUUUAUGCGGUAUGUUCAGCAGAAGGUCACCGAAGCGGAUCAGAAGGAGAUGGCUCGCAAUCAGUAUGGCAAGAAGCAGAGGGCUCCGAAGAAGCAUCGAAAGAACGAGAAAAAGAAGAAGGAAUCCAGGAGGAAAUCUAGUUCGGCUAAGAACGAACCUCCGAGGCAAUUCAAAAAGGAAGUCAACAUUCCAUCGAUCUCGCCCGUAGAGCCGGGCAACCAGUUAUACAAUCUUCAACUGAAAAUCGCGGACAUUGGCAACGGAUGUUGGGGUCACCACCACUACACCGACGACAUCCAGACGCGGGAAUACCGAGCGGUGGAGGUGAUCCUCGGAGCGGGAUACAACGAGACGGCGGACAUCUGGAGUGCCGCCUGUCUCUUUUGGGAAUUGGCCACCGGUUGCUACCUAUUCGAUCCGAAAAUGAUGGAAAAGAUGGGCAGGGCUAGCCAGGAUGAGGUGCACAUUGCGUACAUAAUCGAGAUCUGUGGGCCCAUUCCGCAGGAGCUGAUCGAUCAGGGUGACUUUUCGGAUAAGAUCUUCAAGCCGAACGGCGAGUUGCGCCACAUAACCAAUUUGUAUGCGCGUCCGCUGGCCGCCAUCCUGAUCAACCUGUACGGAUGGACGCUGGAGGAGGCCAAGGAGUUCGCCUCCUUUCUGACGCCCAUGCUGCAAACGGAUCCCAGCAGGCGCAUCUCCGCCAGGGGCGCCUUGCAGCACCCUUGGCUGCGACUGGAGGGCGAUAAUAAUGGGAUUCGUAAUCAGAAUCAGAAUCGGCAUCAGAAUCAGAAUCCGAAUCCAAAUUCGAAUCAUAAUCGCAUGAAGACGAACAGGGAGACAACACGUCCUGGAACACCCGAUCCCCGAUGCACCGACUUCACAUCCGUUGACGAGGACAGCGACUUUUAAAUUGUUUCUUUUUCAUCAUCCUUGUAAAAUAUUUUUUUAGGGUAACCGAUCUUGUAUAAGGAUGGUCAAACCUGUCAAGAAUAACAAUUUAAAUUCAAAUAAAGUGCGCCGGCCGUGUA